UAUGCUCCGAGAGUCCCAACACAUGUUGUGUAUUAGAACUCUUGAUGACUGCCACGCCACGUCCGCUUGACGUUGCAGCGGCAAUACGUACCAACCCUCAUUAAUGGGCAGGAGCUGGAGAGGCAAUGCCCUUACCUCUGGCCUGCUCAUGCAGCCUUUGUCCGCCCGCUGACCGCCGCUCCGGUAGCAAGAGGUUGUGGUCGCCUUAGCCAUCAAGUAUGCCUCGCAACAGCUUGACCAACUCAUCAUUACAUUUGAAAGUGUUGGGGGUGCCAUCCACCGCUUCCACAUAGUAUCGAGACGGUACGAUUCGUGAGUGGGACAGGAGUAUGGUGGCGCCACUCUCGCUUGGCCUCCUCAAUACCACCCACAACCAGUGCCAGGCUGCCCUUGCGACAAAGAGCGUACGACAUAGCAUACGAUCGCCGCCGGCAGGCCUGGCCGCCACUGCGGAAAUAGCGCGGCCUCCUCUAGCUCCUGACUGGAAAAGGGCACGGGCGUGCGCCACAGUACGCAGCGUCGACGUGGCCGAGGAUGGCAUCGGCGUGUUUGCCACCGGGAGGAUGUACAUCUGUGCGUGGACCCACGACGAAGAAGGACCUUCGUCCCGCUCGACAACUUGUGACUGCUCCACGACAAGCGUCUGCUUGGUAACGGUACUGCUUUCUGACUUCUCUGCAAUGCUGAGCAUUACAAUGUUCAUACUCUCGCUUACACUCUCUCUUUCGCUGCCUUUAUCUUCGAUCUUGCACAAGUUACCGGCUACUUUCUGUUACCGUGCGACUGCCUCGUGCUCUAUCUUCUACUGCAUCUAUCCUUUCGCUCACUUGCGUAUGCCGGUAUAGCACAGCCGCAUCUAAGCGUCGCGUCGCCAACAACACAACGCAUCCAGCCUCGCUCUUACCCAGCUCUGGCAACGGCCACAGCUCACACAAAGGCCGUAUCCCAGUCAAACGCGGCAAUCGCUGUGGCAGGCGGCAUUGCACACUAUCAAGGUUCUCAACAUCCUCAGUUCAGUCUACCUUACCCUAUUGGACCAGCGUGCCAAAUACCCAUCGGCGCACUUCGCGGAACUGCCUGAGGCGUGGAUAUCAGUACCUUGUUGCAUCCUGCAGUGUGAUGUACAUGUUUCUGGCAAAGACUUCG
Messenger RNA from Baudoinia panamericana UAMH 10762, 1146 nucleotides. RefSeq lists its product as uncharacterized. The record is from RefSeq and is a predicted model, not a curated record. The transcript has a single exon. The coding region runs from base 330 to 845 and encodes 171 amino acids. NCBI's taxonomy places the organism in Eukaryota, Fungi, Ascomycota, Dothideomycetes, Mycosphaerellales, Teratosphaeriaceae.